Molecule: messenger RNA, 1118 nt
Organism: Fusarium oxysporum Fo47
Lineage: Eukaryota; Fungi; Ascomycota; Sordariomycetes; Hypocreales; Nectriaceae
Product: Translin
Exons: 4
Coding region: 217-966 (249 amino acids)
Biological process (GO): RNA metabolic process
Cellular component (GO): nucleus; cytoplasm
Molecular function (GO): RNA binding; single-stranded DNA binding; sequence-specific DNA binding
Source: RefSeq, a predicted model, not a curated record
GAUGGUAGAAAACAAAUGCUAGUAGCCAGAGUAAUGAUAUGCCUUUGAACCUCCAUUUCUUCGCUGUAUAUUCUUUUCGUGAUCAUCGCAACCUCGUGCUAGGCAAAUACCUAUCGCCCGUCAUCUGGAUACACAAACGACUAGCGUGGCUCCAACCUUCAUCUUCUCCAGAGCCUCAUCCGCAGAGCCUCAUUCACCCUCCCUCAAACCGCCACUAUGUCCUCCGACACUCCUCUGCUCGAUCCUUCCAUCUUCUCCCACCUCCAGGAGAAGCUCGAUGAAGAGACCGCCGUUCGUGAUAACCUCACCCAGAUUAUCCAGCGUCUCGAGCGCGCCGUUGCCACCGCUCAAGGUCUUCUCUCUCGCGUCCACUCUACGCCCCGCGCUCGCUACCCUGCGCUUGUGUCACAGGUUGAGGAUGUUAUCAAGGAAGAGGCCACUAUUGUGAAGGAGCUGAAUGAGGUGGCUAGCAAGCACCCAUACUACAAAUACAACAGCAAGUGGGCGAGAACCGUUCAAAAUGCUAUCGGCACCGCUGUCUACACUGCCUGGCUCGGCGGUCUAGGCUCUGACUCCCAGCCUGCUUCUCUCGGUCGCCUUCUCACUCUCGAGCAAGUUGGCGAGGUCUUCCAGGUCCCUACAAACCUCAAGGACCGUGAUGCCUUCCACUUCACCAUCGAGGAGUAUCUCCUAUCUCUGACAGACCUCACCAACGAGCUUGCCCGUCUGGCUCCCAACGCUGUCACCCUCGGAGACUUUGAGCUUCCUCUCGUCAUUAGCGGGUUCAUCAAGGAUCUCUUCGCCGGGUUCCAGCUUCUCAACCUCAAGAACGACAUUCUCCGCAAGCGAGCUGAUGCUGUCAAGUAUGACGUCAAGAGAGUCGAGGAUGUUGUCUAUGACCUGAGCCUGCGUGGACUGGUCAAGAGGGCUGGCGAGGGUGACACAGAGAUGGCUGCUACCGAGUAGGUCGUUUAUAUAGGUAGAAUAUCCGACAUCUCAAAGUUGAGAGCAUAAAUCAAUGAUUAAAACUGGCCGCAGGUAUCAGGCCCAUCCAUGUACAGUUCAAAUUGGAAUCACAGUUAUGUAAACGACGUGGAAUAUGAAAGAUUUUAAUUCUU